CAGAUAUAUCCAGUGAAUCCUUGAGCAAAUCUCCUGUACAUAGUUUGCCACUCGACUGAUGUCUGAAGUGUACAUCAAGGAGCCGGCCACGAAGGGCAAAGCAGUUCUGACCACCAGCCAUGGUGAUUUGGAGAUCGAGCUUUGGGCCACCGAGACUCCGAAAGCUUGUAGAAACUUCUGCCAGCUCAUUUUAGAGGGGUACUACAAUGGCACAACCUUCCAUAGGGUGAUCAAAGACUUUCUGAUCCAGGGAGGGGAUGCGACAGGAACUGGUGAUGGCUGUGAAUCCAUCUAUGGCGGCCCAUACCCUGAUGAGAUUCAUCCGAGAUUGAAGUUCAGGUAUCGCGGCAUGAUGGGUGUGGCCAGUGCUGGUCGUGGCACCAAGACCAACGGCAGCCAGUUCUUCAUUGCCAUGGGGCGGCUCCCUUCCUUAGAUGGCAAGCAUACGCUCUUUGGCAAGGUCGUAGGUCAGACGAUCUACAACCUUGUGCGCCUCAACGAAGUAGAGGUGGAUAAGCAUGAUGUUCCGGCCGAUCCGCCAAGGAUAAUCCGUGCCGAGCUUGUGUGGGAUCCUUUUGGUGAUUUGGAGCCGCGCUACAAAGUGUCAGUUCCAAAGCAGGUGAAAGAAAAGGACGAGCAUAGACGUGCUCCUGUGCACAAGAAGAACGUUCUGUCCUUUGCCGGUGCUGGCAGUGAUGAAGAGGAAGACGACGAAGGCGGUUUGAAAGUCAAAAGUGCGCAUGACGUCCUCAAUGAUCCAAGACUCUCAAAGGACGUGGCAUAUCCCGAAGAGGUCGCAGAGAAAAAGAAGCUUCGCGAGGGCAAACGUCCGGCGGAGGAGACAAAGGAGAGGGGCGAUGCCAAGAGGCCCACACCUGUCCAGAGGGAGUCUCAAGGCAAAGCGAAGGCCAAAGAGGUAGAGGAAGAGGAGGAGGAGGAUGACAGUGAGCCCGAUUUUGGUGGCUCAGAUUCUGAUGCUCCAAAGGGCACUGCGUCAAAGCCGGUGAAGAAAGACAAAGAAGCUUUGAGACAGGAGACUAUCCUGAAACUGAAGCGAGAUAUUGUUGGCUUGGCCAAUGGGCUGCCGACAGAAGCGCCAUCUAGGAAGAAGUCAGGCUCUGCCUUGGAGGCGAUGCGAAGAGGUUUCAAGACGCGUGCUGAAACCCGGCCGGAAGUGAAGGGCAAAGAAGCGAGGAGGCUUCAGGCAGAGGCCUUGUUGGAGGGUUUGAAAGGCUGGCAGGAUCGCUUGCGCACUCUCAUGCCCGAUGAGCCGGAAGAGGGGGAGGAGGACAAAAAAGAGGAAGAGCCUGCUACCUUAGCAUCGUACUGGGAAGAGGCUGAUGAAGAGGCCGACAAGGACUGGCUGGGUGGUGCAGGGCUUAAGUUCCACACAUCUGGCGACAAGGCCUUCCAGAUUGCUGCCGCUAAAAAGGCCUUGGAUGGCUGGACAUUGGUUGGAAGGGCGUGAGUUAACAGAAUGUUCUUCGUUCAGGAAGACGACUUAUAGGGACUCAGAGUAUACGUUCAUUUUGUUGUAUGUAUCCUCUUUUCUAAUGAUUAACUUUCACCUGACCCGUGGCCUUUUGUGUGGAACCUUGAAUAAGGCCCGCGAUUCACUGGAGAUCUUUGAUCCAAUCGCUGCAACGGGCAAUUCAGAGGCUUUGGCCGCAGCGCGCAAGCGGCGCAAUGACAAGAUUGUGCCUUCCAUGCGCCGACAGAACCCCCUUGCGGAGUGGUAGCUCGACAUGGAGCGACACAGUUUGCGGUCCCAGCCGCCUGCCAGUUCAGUGGAA
Messenger RNA from Durusdinium trenchii, 1793 nucleotides. NCBI's taxonomy places the organism in Eukaryota, Dinophyceae, Suessiales, Symbiodiniaceae. The record is from the annotation of a GenBank genome assembly.